Messenger RNA from Colletotrichum karsti, 2142 nucleotides. RefSeq names its product LAS seventeen-binding protein. The transcript is spliced from 2 exons. Bases 1 to 2142 code for a protein of 713 amino acids. NCBI's taxonomy places the organism in Eukaryota, Fungi, Ascomycota, Sordariomycetes, Glomerellales, Glomerellaceae. Gene Ontology annotation, molecular function: phosphatidylinositol binding. The record is from RefSeq and is a predicted model, not a curated record.
AUGCAACGGGUAUCAAGCUUCCUUCCCUCAUGGGAGGCGAGGAGAAGAAGUAAUGCUAGUACUACGAGCAAUGGCCGAAGCAGCAUCAUCACCGCAACCACCAAAUCUCCCCUCGACAAGGUUUUCCGCUGGUCUAGCAAACCCGCGUCUCUAAACACAACUGCUCUCGCAACAGCUGCUUCACGCAUUGAUCGUGAGGCCUUCUGGCCGGCUACCCUCGAUGCUGAAUGCGAUCGCGCCGCCCGAAUUCUGAAAUCGUUUUGCUCUGAUGGCUUCCUUGCGCCCCUGCACGACCUCCCGGAUCGCUCCUCAGCAUCCACCGAGCCGCAAACACCAAUUCGAAUUUUCAAGAAGAUUCCCUCCCGAAUCAUUCAGAACGCUGCUGGUAUCGCCAUUUUCACUUGCAUGCGGUCGGGCUUGUGGAUGACCGGAUCUGGCGGCUCAGGCAUUUUGAUCGCCCGCAAAGCCGACGGCACCUGGUCACCUCCUUCGGGCAUCGUUUUACACACCCCUUCUCUGAGCUUUGUCAUGGGCGUUGACAUUUACGACUGCGUCCUGGUUAUUAACAAUAUCGCCGCUCUCGAGCAACUAAUCACUAAACCUACUAUUACACUGGGAGAAGAUAUUGGCCUCACAAAUGGCCCUCUAGUGGCUCUGGAAUCAACAGAGGUGGACAACAAGUGGAGGGAAUUGGACAACACUGUUUUGUCGUACAUGAAGGCAAGAGGACAGUCCCAAAACGUCAACUUGACUGGCUGCAUCCUGAAAGAGCGUGGGAAUGAGAAUGAGAGAUUCUACGGCUGCAAUGUCACCAGUCUGGAUAUUUGCGCGGGCAACGUGUCGAGGAACGUGGUUGAGACUCUCCCAAUGUUCGAGGUCAUCAAAGAAGCCGAGGGAAGAAUCGACGCAGACCAGGCUGUUCUCAAGAAGCUCUCUGCACUACCUGCACCAGGAGAUGCCAUGAUCGAGACGCCCAGAAGCUCACCCGCCUCACCGAAGACAGCAAUCAAGUUCGGCAUCCCGAACGCUGGCGAUCCCGACCCAUUCGGUGUUUUGGCUCUCGAGAUGGCAGGACUAGAAAUCCGCGAAGCCGGUACACACCAGCGCCCAACAAGUCACCAAUUCGAGUUCAACCCUACACCUUCAAGCCCUGCCUUUUCCAAGUUUAGCAGGCAGAGCGUCGAGACAACCACGACAAGGAGCAACCGGGGCAGCGUCACGUCAAACAGGACGACCCGUACCAAGCUAUCUGAGGCCUUCACGCACACGAACACGACGACUACCACGCCUGACACUUCGCCAAGCCAAAGUCAAAGCCAGAGUGAAGAUGGAGCGUCUAUCCACAGCUUGCCGGCGCUGAAGGAGCCCGAGGAGGUUGACUACACUAAGAUCGAUUUCACUCCUCUGAGACAAAUCAGCGGUAGCCACUCCAUUGAGGGAACCAUCAUGACUGAGAGCGACGACCACCUGCGUACCGAUGUUAGCACCAUUGACGACGCGGCUACCAAGGCAUCUAGUAUAUGUACCAAGGAUGACGAGAGGCCCGAGGUACAAGAGGAGGACCAGGAUGAAGACGUCGACGACGAGGACGAUGAAGAUGACGAAGAGGAACCUGUAAUUUUCGAGGUCGCUGAGGUCCAACCCGCUCGCCGUGCAGUCAUGGCUGCUCCGAUCCAUGCCAAGGGCGCCCUGGUUACGAUUCCUAAGAGGAUUCCGCCGCCGCUCCCCGCAAGAAGCCCAGCACGAGGUUCUCGCGCGAGUAAGAGCGAAAUCGGAGAUGUCAGCCAGCUUCACAGCCCUCUUCAGUCUUCCUUCACCACAUCUCCUCGCCAGUCUAUCGAUUCCAACUCGAUCAGAAGCGAGUCGAGCAAGAUUCCAUCCAUCAAGGAGACGUCAGCAGAGGAUGCAUCGGAUGACGAGAGUAUGAAGGAGACUGAGUCCGUCCAAGUUGCCAAGCCGCAAUUGGACAAGUCUGUACUCAAGACGCCCACGUUACAAGAGUCAGACAAGGCCACACCCUUGGCUCCGGGUGCUUUCCCGGAUGAGACCACUGACUUCAUGACUCCUUUGGGUAGUCCUUUGAAGGAAGUUCCCAGCAGUGAUUCGAGGCAUGUUGCCCAGAAAGCGGUUGAUGUUGCAUGA